AGAAGUCUAGGAGAAGCCCAGAAGUAUUGUGAGGAAUUGCCUGCCACUGCAACCGAUAGAAGGAUCAUCGUACGCCCAAAACGAGCGAUUGAGUAUUGCAAGGUAAGGAAGGCUAGACGUUAUCGUUGGGAAGUACUAGUCGAUUGGGAGGAGUUGCCAACCGAAGAGGCCACCUGGGAAGAUCUUGAUGAGGUGCGCGAUCAAUUCCCAAAUUUCAUCCUUGAGGACAAGGAAGCGCUUGAAGGGGACGGGAAUGAUGCGGAAGUGGCUAGGCAGCUCAAGAAUGCCGCGAGUCGCGCUUACCACGCACGCAAGAGGUUAGCACGAGAAGCAGCCAAAGUGCGCGCACUGGAGUGUGGUGCGCGCGGGGCGAGUAUGGGUGGCCAACGCGCGGAUAUGCGGAAGAUGGGCACAGGCGGAUACGCACGGGCGGCGGCGCACGACGCGCGCGGGACGGAUGCGCAAGGUGAAUGCACGCGAGGCGCGCGAAGCAUCCCAGCACGCGCGGGGAUGCCAGCAAUAACGGCGCGCGCGCAUUGGCGCGCGAUUAGAGCGCAGACGCGGGCGAAGUCUAUGCCUCACGGGCAUAUGAGAGCUGGGCGCACACGCGCGGGAGGAAGGCGGCGGACGUUGGGAGCGCGGGAUGGCGCGCGUGUACGAUGCGGACGACCCAUGCCGCAUAGGAGUAGGAGAAGCAGGGGCGGCGGGCACAUGCGUGCGGAGCAAGGCGCGCGAUGCCGCGAGCGAAAGGGAUUAGGCAACGCGAGGUCGGCGCGCGCAAGGGCGGCGUGCGAUAGGGCGGCCGAAGGGUUUUUUGCGCAUGACUUGGAGUUCAAGACUUUGGAUUGGAUAUCAAAAAAAAAAAAUAUGAACAGAGUCAUGAGGUUCAUACCAUUGGAUGAGAUGGAUUUGCAGGAUCUUGAAUAUCUCGAAGGUUUGGAGAGGGAAUUAACCCCUUGGGAGCAAGAGUAUUUGGAGGAGUUGUACAAGCAAAGAGAUCUAGAAGAGAAGCUCGAACGGAAACUCAAGAUCAUGGAGGGGUUCGUCGACGAGGAGCCCAUAUUGGCGUUAGAUCUACCAAGCUAUGAUGAAGACAAGGUCGCCGAGUGUGAGGUCAACCAAGUCGAGUACGAGGAACCAUCGUUCGCCGACGUGUUCAUGGACGAGGAAGUGGCUCACAUCGAGAUCUUGGUCGUGGUCGAGGAGGGCCAUGACAAGACGCACAAGGAGGGUAGUGCGGAUGAAGAGGUGUUCGAAGUCGAGAACGAAGUCUUGGUAGAGAUCUUUGAGGUCGAAGAAAGAGUGCCCGAGGUUUGGAUAGAGAUCAAACGCCGACGCGAGAAAGGCCUUUGUUUCAAGUGCGAGGAAAAAUUUAUGCCAGAGCAUCGAUGUAGGCAAGCCUUUGUCAUAGAAGUUGCCAACUCCGACGAGGAAGAAGCUGAAGUCGUGGAAGAUCUGGACCCAGUAAACGACAUUGAAGCAUUUGAUGAGGAGGCUGAGAUCUCGAUGCACGCUAUGGCUAGGAUCAGAGGGCCAAGGACGAUGAGGCUACCAUCUUGGGUCAAGGACCGACGAGUGAUCGUACUCGUAGACAACGGGUCAUCACACAACUUCAUCAAUGCCGACUUGUCCCAGAAGUUGAAUCUACCAACAACGAAGAUUGAGCCCUUUGAUGUUCGAGUAGCCAACGAUGAGAGGCUUCAAUUCACUGAGUCCUUUUGUAAGGUACCUAUCAAGUUCCAAGGAGUUGUUGUGGAAGCAGAUCUCUAUGCCCUACCCUUGGUUGGACCGAACGUGGUUCUAGUAGUACAGUGGCUGGAAGGACUUGGGAGAGUGACCACGGACUACUGCACCGGAGUCAUGGAUUUCAGAUCUGGAGGAAAGCGAGUCACUCUCAAGGCUGGAGGAGAAAAAGUUACUAAAGAGAACACUGGGGCGCACAUGGUCGAGAACGAGCAACAGCAAGGAGAUGUGCGCGAGCUUCUCGAGGAGUUUGAGGGAGUACUGGGCGAACCUAAGGGACUACCACCUUACCGGGAGUUCGAUCAUCGCAUACCACUAGUCAAUGAGCAGCAUGCCGUACACGUUCACCCAUAUAGGUACGCUCACUUUCAGAAAACAGAGAUCGAAAGGCAA
Messenger RNA from Striga hermonthica, 2136 nucleotides. NCBI's taxonomy places the organism in Eukaryota, Viridiplantae, Streptophyta, Magnoliopsida, Lamiales, Orobanchaceae. The record is from the annotation of a GenBank genome assembly.